Molecule: messenger RNA, 2316 nt
Organism: Setaria italica (foxtail millet)
Lineage: Eukaryota; Viridiplantae; Streptophyta; Magnoliopsida; Poales; Poaceae
Exons: 10
Coding region: 134-1894 (586 amino acids)
Cellular component (GO): endoplasmic reticulum; Golgi apparatus
Source: RefSeq, a predicted model, not a curated record
CGUCCCUCUCUCUCUCUCUCUCACCCCUGCCAGAGCCAGCCUCCUCCUUCCUCUGCUCGGAGAUCAGGAGACGACGACCCUGUCCUGACCCGCGCGCCCUCCCGACCCCCUCCCCUCCGCGCGCGUGCCGGCUAUGGCGAUGGACGACGUCGCGGGGGCCUCCUCCUCCUCCUCGAUGGCGGCGGCCGGCUCCUCCGACCCGUCGCACGGCUGGCAGACGGUGUCCUACCCCAAGCGCAACCGCAAGCAGGCGCAGGCGCCCCGCGCCGCGGCGCCCGAUCUGGCGCUGCAGGCCAACGGCGGCAAGGCCGGGGUCUUCGACGCCGUCGAGAAGCGCUCCCAGGAGCGCCACCGCGCGCUGCAGCAGCAGCUGGCGUCCAGGGCCGCCGACCUCGACGGCGCGCGGAUCGCCGCGGCCACGGGGUUCGCCGCCGACUCCGACGACGAGGACGACUCGGACGAGGCCGCGGCGCCGCGACAGGAGGGGGAGCCGAAGAAGCCCAAGAAGCCGAAGGUGAAGAAGCCCAAGGUGACGGUCGCCGAGGCCGCCGCGCUGAUCGACGCCGAGAGCCUCGCCGCGCACCUCAUCGAGAUCUCGGGAUCGUACGAGAAUCAACAGGACAUUCAACUCAUGAGGUUUGCUGACUACUUUGGCCGGGCAUUUGUAACUGUAAGCGCAGCCCAGUUUCCAUGGGCGAAGAUGUUCAAGGAAUCUCCCGUGUCCAAGAUGGUUGAUAUCCCAUUGUGCCAUAUUCCUGAGCCAGUCAUCAAGACGGCUAGUGAUUGGAUCAGUCAAAGGUCUUCUGAUGCCCUGGGAGACUUUGUCUUGUGGUGUAUCGAUAGCAUCAUGUCUGAAUUGUCAGGCCCAGCAGCAGGAACUAAGGGUUCAAAGAAGGCUGUCCAACAGUCUCCAAGGGCUCAGGUUGCAAUCUUCGUUGUUCUUGCCAUGACUUUAAGAAGGAAGCCUGAGGUACUAACAAACAUUAUGCCAAAGAUAAUGGGAAACAAUAAAUAUCUUGGACAGGAAAAGCUUCCCAUCAUUGUCUGGGUUAUUGCUCAGGCAUCUCAAGGUGACCUAGUAACUGGCAUGUUUUGCUGGGCUCAUUCCCUAUUUCCCACAUUAUGUGCGAAGUCAAGUGGUAAUCCCCAGGCAAGAGAUUUGGUUUUGCAGUUGCUUGAAAGAAUUUUGUCUGUCCCCAAAGCUCGAUCAAUCUUAUUGAAUGGAGCUGUUAGAAAGGGGGAGCGCCUGGUUCCCCCUGUUUCAUUUGAUUUGUUCAUGAGAGCCACAUUUCCUGUUUCUAACGCUCGGAUCAAGGCUACAGAAAGGUUUGAAGCGGCCUACCCAACAGUCAAGGAGUUGGCUCUUGCUGGUCCUCCUGGCUCUAAAACUGUGAAACAAGCAUCGCAACAGCUUUUGCCUUUGUGUACAAAGGCAAUGCAAGAUAAAAAUGCAGAGCUCACCAGGGAGGCUGUUGAUGUAUUUGUUUGGUGCUUGACUCAAAAUACAGAGUCCUACAAGCAGUGGGAAAGAAUUUAUGCUGAAAAUAUUGAAGCCAGUGUUGCUGUCCUGAGCAAGAUUGUGAUUGAUUGGAAGGAUGUGUCUCCUAAGCUCAAUGGUGAAGCUCUUAAGGCAACUGUGAAGAACUUAAAGGCUAAGAAUGAUGCAGCGCUAGAGACAGCAACAGAUGCUGGAAAACAGGCAUCUAUCAAAGAAGCAGACAAGCACUGCAAGGUGGUCCUUGGAAGGCUGACGCGUGGUGCCACCUGUCUGAAGAGCAGCCUGGUGGUGAUCGCCCUUGCUGUUGCUGCUGGCUUCAUGCUAUCUCCUGACAUGGACCUCCAGUCUGAGUUGGAGAAGCUCCAGGCGAUGGUCUCGUCGCACCUGUCGUUCUAAACAUACCCGUCCAGAUGUCCAUCAAAGUUAUACAAGCCGUCCAAAUGGGAUGGCUCGCUCAGCAGUGAAGAGAGCUCAGGGGGUGUGACAUAAUAAGAGGGGAUAGAUGCUAGAACCAAAAGGGGAUAUAGUUUCGUGAGUUGCCUGUUUUUUUUCCCGCAUCUCCUCCCAACAGCAUCAGAGCCUGGGAGGAGAUGCAGUCACUUUGCAGAGAGUUGGGGUAAUCGGUAGACUGAUGAGUGCGAAGAAGGUUCGGUCAAAUGGGCUCAACCAGAGGACUAACACUUUGCUUGUCUCGUUCUGCAUACGAGAUGAUGAUGGCAAACAGUUUUGCUUUUUUAAAUCUAGAAUCUUGAAUCGUAUUCCAUGUGCUGUGUUCUGGUCGGCUAAAAUGUAUCUGUUGGUGUUGAUAUCCGGUUAAA